GCCCGGCGCCACCGUCAUGCCGCCGCGGCCAAUGGGGAAGAGCCACGAUGGUAGAAAGCGGGGAGGGGCGCGCGGCGCGCAGAGGCCGCGGCGCCGGGUGGUCGCGGCGCCUCCCGUCUCGUCCUGCCCCGGCGCCGCCAUGGUCGCGCUGCCCGGCGCUGCGGCCCCGCGGCUGCUGCUCAUCCCCGGCAAGGCGGCUGAGCCCGCGGGCCCCGCGCCCGGCCGCCACCUCUCCGUCGUUCUGCCGGCGGGAGCGGCCCCGGGCCUGGAGGCGCCGCAGCCGGCCCGCAAGCGGCAGCGCCUCACGCAUCUGAGCCCGGAGGAGAAGGCGCUGCGCAGGAAGCUGAAGAACCGCGUGGCGGCGCAGAGCGCGCGGGACAGGAAGAAGGCGCGGAUGACGGAGCUGGAGCAGCAGGUGGUGGAGCUGGAGGAGGAGAACCAGAAGCUGCUCUUGGAGAACCAGCUCCUGCGGGAGAAGACGUGCAGCCUCUCCCUGGAGAACCAGGAGCUUCGCUGCCGCCUGGGCUUGGAUGCUCUGAAGACGGAGAGUGAGAGCGAGUCCAAGGUUGUGAAGGAAUCUCAGGUGGAUGAGAUCAAGUUGGUGACCGGGUCCGCUGAGCGCAGCACUCAGACUACGUGUUCCUCUGCAGCAGGUGCAGGCCCAGCAGUCACCAGUUCUGACAGCUUCCACAUGGAUUCUGAUGGCAAUGACUCUUCAGACUCUGAGUCUGAUCUCCUGUUGGGCUUUCUGGACAGUUUGGACCCAGAGAUGUUUCUCAAAUAUGCCGAUUCAGAGUCAACGUGCCUGGAAAAGCUGGAGGAAGAGAUCUGCGGAGAAACAAAUUCCAUACCAUCCUCCCCCUCUCCCUCUUUGGGGUCCCCAUCAGCUAAGUUGGAGGCCAUUAAUGAACUGAUAAGGUUUGAUCAUGUAUACACAAAGCCCCUAAUUCUGGAGAUUCCUGUUAAAAUGGGCAACCAAACCAAUAUGCUAGUGAAAAUAGAGGAAGUAUCUCUCUCUCAAUCUGAAGAUAAAGCUAUCCCUGACACCCCAGUAUCUGUGAAGGAGGAACCUGUAGACAGCCUCAUGCCUGAACUGGGCAUCUCUCAUCUGCUUUCCUCUCAUCACAGCCUUGCAGCCUCAAGCUAUCUGCUGGAUGCCUGUAGUGACUCUGGAUAUGAAGGAUCCCUGUCACCCUUCAGUAACAUGUCCUCUCCACUUGACACUGACCAUGCUUGGGAGGAUAGUUUUGCCAAUGAACUCUUUCCCCAAUUGAUCAGUGUCUGACUGGUGUUGCGGCCCAAAAGGAGUCGUUCAGGACGACCUCCCUCCCCUUGGGGCCAAACGACCAAGUUCGUGAUGCCCUUGGACUGAAUUAAGGUGAAAUGACACCAGCCAACCGGUUUUAAGAUUUAUUAACACAAAGAUAAGGCAUGUGGUCAAAUAGGAUAAUUCAAUGGCGAAUACUGCAACUAGCUAGACAAGUCCCGUGCCACAUGUUUCAAACAGAUCUUACCAACAUUUAACAAAAGAGAGGGAAAAAGGGGGGGAGAGAGAGAGAUAUCGCCACCCGUGGAUCCAGUGGCGUCCCGUUGGUCCUCUUCCUUUGGGAGUCUCGGUGGUGGUGGUGUGGGGCUCCCAUCUGGUGAUAGGUGGGUCCUUUUCACCCUGGGUGUAAGUUUUGGCGGUGCGCGUGCAGUAAUUACAACUCGAGUUGGGUCCGACCCUGGGUUAGCUCGGAAUGACGCGCAUGCAGUGGUUACAGCUCAAGUUGGGUACCUCCAAAGAGGGACCCUGAACAAAGAGAUCCCUGGGCAAUUAUAGCUUUUUCAAAUUAAGUUUCCCACCCCCCACGUAGUAGUUCAGAUCAAUAGUAAUUUUUGAGUCUGGUGUCUCCUGCUCUUUAUUGGAUCUCAGCGUUGUUCCUAGACAGGCUGUUUCUUUUCUCCCUUAUCUUUUCUGUUGUGGUUUCUGCCGAUAGGUGUGUCUUCCUUCCUAUAGGUGUGUCUUCCUUCCUAGGGUCCCACCAUCGUCUCUCAAGGUCUUGACAAAGAGGUGGUAACUCCAGCAAUUAGCACUGUUUCAGCAGUGCACAGGAACGCAAAUUGCUGGUAACUCCCUUAUCGUUCCCGCCUGCACCAGCUCUGGGGCCCUUUCUCACUGAACUAGGGAGUGCGGCCUAAGGCUUCAGCAAAUUUAGCCACUCAGGCCAAGCAAGUUUUAUAGAAGUUGUGCUAAAAACGGAUCCCAAAGUCUCUGCCCGAUUGUGGUCUCGUUCAAUGCAGGCUCGGUGUGUCCCGGGUGGUCGCAGGGAGACCAUCUCGGGGGUCGCAGCAGCCCAGUCCUGUUUCCGCCAGGGACAGAUGGCUUGUUUGGGGUUAUGGCCUGCCUGCACCCCAUGCACCAAGAAAUGUUUAAGGCAAAAAAUUCAUUCAUCUCUCCGCCACAACUGGUAGUGUUAACUCUCCUCGGAUAACUAUACUGGUAGGAUAACAGGACGUGCCCCUUCUAGGGAGGGGGGAGGAAAUCAAGUUUCUUCAAAAGUGUUGCUCAUUUCUCCCCCUGAAUGCUAGUAGUGAUGGCCAGUGCAUUUCUUCUGAGAUGAAAAGUAAAUUCUCUUCUUUCCCCCCCUGCCCCGAAGAUAAAAUGAAUGUUGGCUUAUGAGGAAUGAAACUUGUUCUCUCAAUAGCUUGCCAGUUCUGGAAGAACCUGAAAAUUGGAUUUUUUUUAUUAUUAAAAGAGAGAAUUCUAACACCAAAAGCUUUGGGAUGUUUGUGUAGACAGCUGGGUUAAAACUAAAUGGUCUGUAUAUCUUACAGAUUUAUUAUGUAAAUGCUUGUUUUCCAUUUGCUAUGUAGAGUUGCUUUUUCCAUUUUAAUAUUUAAAUGUAUCUGUGCAAUUAAAGUGCAAUGCAGCUCA
This is a messenger RNA of Dromaius novaehollandiae (emu), 2917 nucleotides long. RefSeq names its product X-box binding protein 1 (gene XBP1). Gene Ontology annotation, cellular component: nucleus. The record is from RefSeq and is a predicted model, not a curated record. Gene Ontology annotation, molecular function: DNA-binding transcription factor activity, RNA polymerase II-specific; RNA polymerase II transcription regulatory region sequence-specific DNA binding. NCBI's taxonomy places the organism in Eukaryota, Metazoa, Chordata, Aves, Casuariiformes, Dromaiidae. Gene Ontology annotation, biological process: regulation of DNA-templated transcription.